This is a messenger RNA of Caenorhabditis remanei, 1197 nucleotides long. RefSeq lists its product as uncharacterized. NCBI's taxonomy places the organism in Eukaryota, Metazoa, Nematoda, Chromadorea, Rhabditida, Rhabditidae. The record is from RefSeq and is a predicted model, not a curated record. The transcript is spliced from 4 exons. Bases 1 to 1197 code for a protein of 398 amino acids.
AUGCGUUUCCAUCUACUUCUUCUCCUUCCAAUCGCCACGUCUUCACUUCGAAUGUGUUUUGAUAAAACACCGAAUAGAUCAUUGUUCGUUCGACCACUGCUUUCUCUCCGAAAUUUGAGUAUUGAUAAAUGUUUCAGUGCGUGUUUGGAAAUGCCAAGAGAAACAUGCAAAUCAAUCACAUACACUAAGAGAACUUCCAACUGCCAACUGAAUGGAAAAUCAAAGCAAGAUGUGAAAAUAGUGAAGAAUCCAAUGUCAGAUUUCUAUCAUAGAAAUUGUUAUGACAAGCCAAGUGUGGCUAUUCGAAGGGAUACUGUAGCCACUGAAUCCGGAUGCUUCACUUCUACGCCUGGAAAAGUUUUGAUUGGAAUUGUAGAUCAACUUGUUCGUGACGUGGCAACUGUAGCUGACUGUCAAAUGCAAUGCACAAAUAGUCAAACGAAAUAUGAUGUGACAUGCAAGAGUGCAAUGUAUUAUGAAAAAGAUAAGGAGUGCAUUUUGGCUUCUCAGUCGAAGGCAGAUAUUCCUGAUUUGUUUAUUGAUGAUGAUAAGUCUCUAUAUUUGGAAAAUGGAUGUUUGGAUAAAUCAGACAAAUCUGUUGUGGUGAAAACUUCCGAUGUUUUCAAGGGAUCUUCUAAAUUUUCGGAGAAUGAAUCUUCAAAAACUGAUGAAGAAUUGGAACCUUUGAAAACAGAGAAAACUACACUUUCCUCAAUUCUUGCCUCUUCAACACACGUGGAUAUCCAAUUAUCUGGAUAUGAAGGACCAUCAGACUCAGUAAGCAAUCAGAAUCGAGAAGAUCUUCUCACUACGAGACCAACGACUACAACAACAACCACAACUACAACUACAACAACUCCAAAACCGAUUGCUCCGAAAGUGAUUGACAAUUAUAAUGUAGUGAACACACCGAAAACAGAAUACGGAAGAAGAUUGAGAGACACAAGAGUCAAAUCGUGUUUCAGAGAAGUUAGACCAAUUGGAAAGAUGGAAGCGUUGAGAGUUGUGAAGGCUUAUUCAUUGGAACAGUGUACAGAUAUGUGUAGAAUAUGCUCAAAGUGUUUGGUGAAACAGAAAAAAUGCCAAGCAGUGGCAUUCGAUAUUUCACGAGAGCUUUGUGCUCUUGCCUCAAAACGUCUCACAGACGGCGGAUCCUUCAAUGAUGACAUCAUUUACCACAACCGAAUGGAUUGUUGA